AUGAAGUUUAUAAUCUUCUUCCUUACAUUCUUCCCAGCGGCAUCGCUUUCGCUAUCAAAGCGCAACUGCCAGACCUUUAAGCUAGAAUCGCCAAAUGACUCCAAAGGCUACUUUGAUGAAGGCAGCUCCAUUCGUGUCACUGAGCUGGUCAACUGCACUGCAGAGAGAGCAAAGAAAAACGGUGAUAACAGGGGUAAUUGCAGAAUCCAGGGCACCAAGAUAGGCAUUAUCGCCAAUUCAACCAUCAUUCAGGCCGACGGUAUACCCCUCGAUACCUCCCUAAAGAAUAAGAGAAGCAUCCUCAAAGCAGCACGAGAUGUAGCGGACUCUAAAACGAUGGAGUACGUCACUUUGCAGCGACCUGCAGUCAUACCAUACACAAACUCAUCCUGGGUCAUACCCAAAGGCAAGCGUGGAUACUGGGUCUGGACGCCUGAUAUGAACUGUUGGCCCGGGACUCUGGAUGAUUUUGAUGAUGAUCUGGAUGAUACUGAGGUGGUGGUCUGUGGGUUCAGGAUUGAUAGGAAAGGGAGUAAUGAAAGCGACGCCAAGUAUCGUGGCGACGUUGGAUUUGUGGAGGAUGAUGACCCCAAUUCUAGGAUUAAGCCUGGUGUCAGGCCAUGGCCAGAUUAUGAUGAGGCAGUUGGUAUGGCUGAGGAAUGGGAGAAGAAUGAUGUGCAGGAAGAGGAGUCGUUGGCUACAAGAUUUUAUAAUGUUGUCCCGACUCUCGUUUGGUCAUUGCUUGUCUCUCUGUUUGCAGUAGUUUAA
Fusarium proliferatum ET1 is the source of this 768-nucleotide messenger RNA. RefSeq lists its product as uncharacterized. The coding region runs from base 1 to 768 and encodes 255 amino acids. The record is from RefSeq and is a predicted model, not a curated record. The transcript has a single exon. NCBI's taxonomy places the organism in Eukaryota, Fungi, Ascomycota, Sordariomycetes, Hypocreales, Nectriaceae.